Phytophthora sojae is the source of this 1179-nucleotide messenger RNA. RefSeq lists its product as hypothetical. The transcript is spliced from 6 exons. Lineage: Eukaryota; Oomycota; Peronosporomycetes; Peronosporales; Peronosporaceae. The coding region runs from base 1 to 1179 and encodes 392 amino acids. The record is from RefSeq and is a predicted model, not a curated record.
AUGGCGCGCACUCCGUGUCCGCAGGCGCGUCCGGUACGACAGACGCGUCCGCUGCGUCGGGCGGCUCUGUGUCGACGCUGGGGCCUCCACGAUCCACGGGAACGUCAACGUGCACCUGGACCUGAACACGAACGCGCUGAGCGUGGACAGCUGCACCACCAGACGGAGAUCGAGGUGACAGUGGCCAAGUGCGACCCGCACGCGCUGUUCAAGAGCCACGCGGCGCCGUCCAGCAACCGGAACACGCUCCUCUGGGACAUUGGCGACGUGGGGGCGGGCUGGAAGCCUCGAGUUGCCCCAGCGCUGUUGGUGCUGCUGCUGCCCGCGUGGGAGAAGGUGUUCGUGUCGGGUGGCGCUGAGUUGUUCCACCGCCUGGCUGGCGGCCAGCACCGCGGUUGCAUUGAUGCUGCGUCGCUCGGGGAGUGCGGUCAAUCUGCAGACACGAACUCGUCGCCGUUGUGGUGGCCUCCGCUCCGUGGGGUGGUGCCGAAGCUGCUGAAGAGUCUCACAGUAGCGGCGACGGCGGCGAGGAUACCGCGACAGCGCCACCUUGUCCUCAGAAGACUUGGCGGAGGAGCACGAAGCUGCUCCACCAGCGCUGCGAAGUCGUCCUGGAGCUGUGUGUUCACUCCAGCAAGGUCUGUGUGCUCUUCGGUCUGGCCGCCGACAGCGUCCAUCACGUCCGCUGAGAGAUCAGCAACCUCCGUGUUCCACGACCAGAGUUUCUCGGGAAGGAAGCUGAAGUUCACCAGAGACUGUGAAAGGCAGCUUGAUCACGGCCGUACGCUGGCCAAAGAGAAGAAGAACAAGAACUUCGAGCGGCUAUCGGCGGCGCCACCCGCCCUACACAACCUUCUCAAUCAGAUGCAGGAGUCGCUGGCAACUCUGGAUACCCGCGAUACCGGGCUGCAGUUCCCAUCGGACAAGGUGCUACCGAAGGCACAAGUGGACGUGGCCAAGGCGUACGAGUCACUUCAAAAGAGACUGGUAGAGCUGCUCGGCAAGCGCUGCAAGCGUCUGCUGCUGCAGCUGUACAAGCUGUCGUACACAGUCAAGCUGUUGGGCUCGGUCGCACUGCUCAACCCGCUGCAUUCGUACCUGGCGUUCGAAGGCCUGGGGGAGAGGCCCACGCAGGAUUCCCGCGCUCAAGGAUUCCGACAUCUUUCCGCGUUGAUGUAA